Labrus mixtus (cuckoo wrasse) is the source of this 1230-nucleotide messenger RNA. RefSeq names its product cortexin-1. NCBI's taxonomy places the organism in Eukaryota, Metazoa, Chordata, Actinopteri, Labriformes, Labridae. The coding region runs from base 867 to 1142 and encodes 91 amino acids. The transcript is spliced from 2 exons. The record is from RefSeq and is a predicted model, not a curated record.
UAAAGUCCUGACAAAGCAGAGGAGGUGCUGCAGGAUGUGACAGAGUUCAGACCUGCAGCUCUGCGUGCAGCUGAGCAAGCCCAGAGCUGUCCGAGGUGCUGAACAGCUGCUGCUGCUGGAUCAUCGUCAUCUUCAUCAUCCCGGCAUGUAUCUGAUUACACGUCCUCACCUGUGACUUCAGCUGGAAGGUAUGUUGAUGAGUGAAUUACCCAAUAAAGAUGUUCCUGGUGACUCAGGAUGGAGAUGAAGGUUCAAAAAUAGAAGCUACAACUCACUGCCGUAUGGUCAAACGGGUCCGUGAUUGACUGCAAACACAUUCUCUGAAGAACCACAGCAGGGAUCAUUUAUAGCCUCUGAUUGAUCUAUGGACCAUCUUCAGUCACUCAUUUGAGAUUUAUUCUUCACUUUGUAAUCACAAGAAAUGCCCCUCUAGGGCUGCUAUUGGAUGACACUUAGAGUAUUGAAGGAUGGGUUGAGGAUGGUGAAGACGAUUGGAAGUUGAAGUCUUGACCUCAAGCUUGUAUUGAGAGCGAGUGCUUCUGUGUGGCAGAAGGAAAAACCCCAGCCGCUUAAAUCUAAUAACUGAGCGUGCCUCGGCUUGCUGCUUGUUCACCAGAGGGCUUAUUAAUUCUCACCACUGAUUUGUCCUGUGUUAUGUCUCCUGGAACAUUUUUUUUCCCUGCGGCUGGUAGGAAAAUUGUGGGUUGAGUGUAAUGAGUUGACAUCUGCCAGCUGUCACUAUGCGACCUCUCUCUGAGUUAAGAAAUCAUACUCAAUAACAAAGAGCCAUGCGAAAUAUCUUCUGAUUGCUUAAUACAAUUUACCCCAGAAAACAUUUACCCUUCAAAAUAUCCUUUUAUUCCAACAUGAGCGACACAAACUACUGGGUGGUGGACUAUGAGCUCUCCUCUCCUGCUCCGCCCGGGUUCCCCCGGGGUCCGACGGUGCUGCAGCCCAUGACAGGGCACCCCGAGCAGGGAACAGCCCUUUGCUUCGUCGGCCUCCUUGUGCUGCUGCUGCUCUUUCUCGUUGUUCGCUGCGUCCGGAUCUUGUUGGAUCCCUACAGCAGCAUGCCGGCAUCAUCGUGGACGGACCACAAGGAGGGUCUGGACAGAGGACAGUUUGAUUAUGCGCUGGUGUGAAGACGAGAUCAGGAGAUGAAAAUGAUGGAUGAAUGAAUGGUUCUUUUGUAGGGACUUAGAUUGAUGAUGGUUGUUGUAUGUUCUGUUA